GUUCAUUCACUAGUAAUAAGACGAGUGAUGAACAUCCGUGGCGCACUGACGCACCGAGUUCAGCAUCAAAACAAGCUCUGAGCCGCUCUCACACAGCGGAGUGACCAUUGUGGAGUACAGUACCCUGGAAGGAGAGGACGCCUACUGACAGAAAGACGCACGGCUGUGGAUUUAGGUCUUCCCUCACCUUUGGAUAACUUGGAGAUUGGAAACGCUUUCCUCUGGACGCUUUUGACGCACGGGCAACGAGGAGCUACUGGGAACUCCCAGGGAGUGGAGGAUUUAUGUGUGUUUUCAGAGAUUUGAUUUUCCGUUUGUUUCUCCUCGGAGUGAAUACUUCGGAAUAAGAAGGUUUUACUGCCUUAUUGGUUGGUGACGCGGCUGCCCUGGAGAAUCGAGAAGGAUGGCAGCCUGGUUCACCUUUACCAUCGCCUUCAGCACCACGUUGUUAUCACAGGUAUUCGGAUCCGGAGUUUUUGAGCUUGAUCUGCACGAAUUUAAAAACCACAGAGGGCUGCUCGCGAACGGAAACGCGUGCAAACCCAACUGCAGGACUUAUUUCAGAAUUUGCUUGAAGAACUAUCAGGCCGUGGUGUCUCCAGGUGACUGCAUCUUUGGGAGUACAGUGACACCGGUGCUGGGGACAAACUCUUUCAGCGCCAGGGACAGCGGCGCUUUUCCCAGACCGAUCCAGAUCCCCUUCAACUUUGGCUGGCCGGGGUCAUUUUCGUUAAUAAUUGAAGCCUGGCAUUCACCUUAUGGAAAUCUACCUGUAGACACCAACAACCCAGACUUUCUGAUCAGCUCUUUUGCCAUCCAACGGCAGCUGGGCGUAGGAGCCGAGUGGUCUCAGUUCACGCAAAACGAAAACCAGACGGAGCUGAAGUAUUCCUACAGGUUCAUCUGCAACGAAAGCUACUACGGGGAAAGUUGUUCCAAAAAGUGCACGCCGAGGGACGACCGAUUUGGCCACUACACCUGCACCCGAGAUGGGCAGCUGUCCUGUCUGCCCGGCUGGAAGGGGAAAUACUGUGAAGAACCUAUCUGUCUGGAGGGCUGCAGCGAGAGGAAUGGAAACUGCUCCAAACCCGGCGAGUGUGUGUGCAGAGAUGGUUGGCAGGGCACGUUCUGCGACGAGUGUAAGAAGUACCCGGCCUGCAAGCACGGCACCUGCCAGCUGCCGUGGCAGUGCAACUGCCAGGAGGGCUGGGGAGGCCUAUUAUGUGACCAAGACUUGAACUUCUGCACCCAUCACCACCCCUGUGUGAACGGCGCCACCUGCAUGAACACGGGCCAGGGAAGUUACACCUGCACCUGCCUGCCAGGCUUCACCGGGGUCAACUGCGAGCUGGAGAUGCAGGAGUGCGACAGCAACCCGUGCAGGAAUGGAGGGAUCUGCACAAAUCUGGAGAGUGGCUACAAGUGCACAUGCCCCCCAAAUUUUGAGGGCUCCCACUGCGAGCACAGCCUGCUGACGUGCGCCGACUACCCCUGCUUUCACAGCGGCAAGUGCUGGGAGAAGGACAAUGGCCGCAGCUACAUGUGCGAGUGUCCCCGCGGCUUCACCGGACUCAACUGCGAGAAGAGAGUGGACAAGUGCACGUCGCUUCCCUGCGCUAAUGGCGGUCUGUGUCUGAUCCACGGCGGCGUGCGCAUGUGCAGCUGCCGCGCGGGGUUCACCGGCCAGCGCUGCGAGAUCAACAUCAACGAAUGCGCCGGGAACCCGUGCCUCAACAGCGGCACCUGCCAGGACCGGAUCAACGACUACACCUGCGUCUGUCCCGCCGGAUACGGCGGCCGCAACUGCGACAAAAUCCUGGACGAGUGUUCCCUCCGGCCGUGCCUCAACGGCGGCCUCUGCACCGGCGGUGGCGGGCCGGGCAAGCCCCCGGCGACCUGCGACUGCCCGUCGGGCUUCAACGGACCUCGGUGUGAAUUCUUCGCCGCCGUCACGCCGAACGGAGAGAGUCAAGACGGCUUCCAGUGGGCGGCGAUCUCGCUGGCGGUGGGGCUGGUGGCGCUGUUGGUGCUCCUGUGCAUGGUGGGCCUGGCCUUGAGGCACAUCCACAGGCACGCCCAACGGCAGAGGGGAGAAACAGAGACUAUGAACAACCUGUCCAGCGUGCAGAGGGAUAACCUGAUCCCCGCGUCGCAGCUGAAGAACACCAACCAGAAAGUCAGCCUGGAAGUAGACUGUGACUCAGAGAAAUCGAACUUUAUCCACAGGAACUAUCACUUGGACUCAUACAGCUCAAAAUCAAAAGAGUUCAAGGAUGAAAAGUCGCAAGAGGAUAAAAGUCUUAUUUAUGACAAGUGUUUAGAAGAUAAAAUGCCCUUGAGUAGAAUGUACAGUGAAAAGCCAGAGUGUAGGAUAUCCACGAUAUGUUCCUCAAGAGACUCCAUGUACCAGUCGGUAUUUGUAAUAGCAGAGGAGAGGAGAGAAUGCGUCAUAGCAACUGAGGUAUAAACUGUGAGGGGUCAAGAAGGCCAGGAAGAUUGAGGAAAAAAGACACAAUCAUGGCAGAAUAUAAUAUUCUGGAGUGUUUACAAAUGCUGAGAAGAGACUUGAGAUCAUUUUAGAUGUUCACUGCUGCUCUGGGACACUUGAGAACUGGAGAGGGCAGAAAAACCUCUGCUCUACAAAGACACAAAAAAAAAAAAAAAAAACACACGACAAAACGAGAACAGAACUGAGAAACUUUAUGCGUCGACCGAGUGUUUGUAUGCACAACAUGUACAGUGAAGGACCUCUCUCGGCCGUGACAGUGGGACUGGCAGACGGACCGUCUCCACGAGGUGCGAGAAGCCCGCAGAGCAUCGGUGGAAUGAAAAUUCAAAAAAAUCUCAGCCAUCCUGGACAGUGAACGGAGCUGAACGUGGAUCGUCGCCCCUCGUCGCCCCCGACCCGGCCUUGUUGUGAUAAUCAUGAAAACUUUGACAGCCAACCAAUCAGUAACAAAAAGGUGCCUAAGAUUUGACCAGCCCCCCCCCCCCCCCCCCCCCCCCCCCCCCCCCCCCCCCAACUCACUCCUGCCAGCUUCGCCUGCUAUGCAAGACUCAGGGUCGAGAUGAAUGAACUAACUCACCGUCACAAUCCAACCUCACCAACGCUGAAGAGUCUGAAUGUCUGAAAAAAAAAAAAAAGAUUCUUCAACUGUCAAUCACAUGGAAAAAGACCGGUUGGACGCGUCAAUGCAAGGGUGAAGAUUGUAUGCAGCCCAAAUUUCACUAGAAGCCUUAAAAGAGGGGGUUUGAAUGCUAAAUUUGUGCCCUUGUCUGUUCUUGGAUCAUUUGCACUACCAAAAAAAAAAAAGAGGAGAAGAAGAAAAAAAAAAAAAGAAAAACAGCAGGGAGAAUACUUUUUAAUCAUUGGGUAU
Molecule: messenger RNA, 3377 nt
Organism: Salarias fasciatus (jewelled blenny)
Lineage: Eukaryota; Metazoa; Chordata; Actinopteri; Blenniiformes; Blenniidae
Gene: dll4
Product: delta-like 4 (Drosophila)
Exons: 11
Coding region: 404-2467 (687 amino acids)
Biological process (GO): Notch signaling pathway; multicellular organism development; cell communication
Cellular component (GO): membrane
Molecular function (GO): calcium ion binding; Notch binding
Source: RefSeq, a predicted model, not a curated record